Messenger RNA from Sphaerulina musiva SO2202, 7947 nucleotides. Its product is annotated as ras GEF. Gene Ontology annotation, biological process: Ras protein signal transduction; positive regulation of GTPase activity. The record is from RefSeq and is a predicted model, not a curated record. Lineage: Eukaryota; Fungi; Ascomycota; Dothideomycetes; Mycosphaerellales; Mycosphaerellaceae. Gene Ontology annotation, cellular component: plasma membrane. Gene Ontology annotation, molecular function: guanyl-nucleotide exchange factor activity; GTP binding; GTPase activity. Bases 478 to 3324 code for a protein of 948 amino acids. The transcript has 5 exons.
AUUGCAAGGAUAGAGCCUGCCACGCCGCCCUGUAAUAGCCUGUAUUCCCACGACUUGCCUUCAUGCAUUGUUAUCACCUUGGUUGCAGGAGCUCUGCCUAUAGCGCCGAAAAGCAUCAUCAAGUCUCUCAUUAUCCAGCUGCUUCUACCGUACGGACGCCGGCUGUGAGGGAAGUGAAGCCGCCCCUCAUCGCGGCGGUCCCUCCAUCCAUUCAUCCAUUCAUUCGUCCCUCCCUCUAUCUCUCCUCCCUCCGACCCAUUUUCCUCCUUCAUCCAGCCUGUGCUCGCCCAUCGCAGCCACUCGGUCGGUGCAUGUCCUCGCCGCAGCGGGACUACGGUAUGGGCUGCCACCGGUCGGCUUGACCACCACUGCCAUUCCAUUCUGCCGCACUGUACACCGCGGCACGGUGACACUGCAGCGCUGCGCUAGCUCUGCCGGCUGAUAAGAUACCGCAUCUCCUCGGCGCGUGUGCGCGAGAUGUCGCCUCAGGAGCAGAAAGUAGGGCAGCGAUACGAACGACAGGCACAAAAGGGACUCGCGUCACAGGGGUUCAGGAACGGCACCCGCGGGAGUCUUCCUCACAACAGAACUGCCGGCGACGACGCGGCCGGCGUCCACGGCGGCGGCGGCGGUGGUGGUGGUGGUGGUGGUGGUGGUGGGGGUGGUGGUGGGGGUGCUGCUGCUGCUGCCACUGCUGGUGCUGCUGGUGGUGCUGGCCUGAGGAGGAGGCCGUCGUCUUCCACUGCAGACACCCGCGCGAGUCGAACUAAUCCCACCCCUGCUCUGCUGCUAGAGCCAUCUCACGCAAGCGAGCGAGUCGUACCGCGCACUGUGCCUCUCGCGACCCUCAGCGACAACCACAACGACAGCGACAUCGACAGUGACGACUCCCACGACGCUGACGCCGACGCCGACGACGCCGACGAGUCCGACGACACCGACGACGACGACGAUCCACAUGAAGAGGAUGAGGGUGCGAGCGUAACUGGCUCUCGUCGGUCAUAUCACUCUGUCCAGCAUUCGGAACCACUACCUGAGGUCAACAUCGCCGUGGUCUCUGCUGCAGCAGUGGGCAAGUCCACUUUCAUCAAGGCAGCCCUCGAUCUCAACCGCCUGCCCAGCUCGCGUGCCGCUGAAAAACGAUUCCCCUUCGGAGGCUGUUCAUAUACCCUGCGCCUGCUGGAGCUGGACCUCGACGAUAUCGACACCCAUAACGAUGGAACGAUCAACUGGCCAGACCGCAUUGAGGAUAGAAUAACGCCAAAGGUCGACGGCGCCUUGGCUCUAUACAGUUGCAAGGAGCCAAGCAGUAUUAAAGACCUUCGUGACAUGCUCAAGGCGGUUACCAAGUCCGCCUUGCCCAUUGUUCUUGUAGCCACAAAGUGUGACGUUCCCUCAGCGGAGCGUAAGGUGGAACCGAGUGUUGUGGAGCAGAACGCGAAACGCAUCAACAAGAACAUUGCUACUUUGCAGGUCUCAGAGCUCAACCCAGAAGGAUACAAGCGUGGCAUUUUGAUGCUCAUGAAUGCCAUUGUCAAACUUUCUCCUGAACAUCCUUCCGGCCUCACGAGAGUCGCAUCGUUACGCCGUCGAGCACAAAGUAGUACUACUAUACCCUCCUCGCCGCGUUCAUCUUUAGCUGGACACUCCAGAGCCAGCUCUGAGCAUACUGGGAUCAAAGAUCCACGGCACUCCCGCAUAGACCCUAGCUUCGCAGGGCACUCAACGGGCGAACGUUUACGAGUGCCACGAAGCGAAGACCAGAUGCACGGCUCGUUUUUGCUCGAGGAAUCGGGCAGUGAGCCGUCUGCAGCAUCUACGCGAUCAUCUGCUAGCACAGAUGCCCUAUCCGUGGUGCCUGGCGCUUCUCCGCUAUCAGCUCUCGCCGAGAAUGGCGCUACAUUUGACGAGCUAGUAGACAGGCUGCUGGACCAGCCGACAUCCAAGGCCGACCUCAAGUUCGCGUCCAUCUUUUUAGCCUUAUAUCGCAACUUUGCCGCCCCUGGGAAGCUGCUUGAGGCCAUUGUACAGCGUUUUGAUACCUUGGAGCAGAACGGUUCGCCGAUGAUGAUGAAGUCCACGACGCAACUUCGUUAUCUCGCGGUCGUCGAGAAAUGGGUCAGUGCAUAUCCUGGAGAUUUUGCCUUUCCUAAAACGCGACAGCGACUCCAGACCUUCACUCAUAAAAUCUCCGACACUCGGAUAUUCACCACAGCGGCGAAGGAGAUCUCUAUUGCCCUUGAGGCCGUCCACGAGGAUGAUGACACUUCAUGGGCAUACAACGAUAAGGACCGAGAAGCGUCUGGCGAGCAGUCCGAAAGCUCGUUGGCUUCUUCUGCGGAUACUCUGAUUGAUGAUCCCGCCUUUACUUUCGACACCGAACUCAGCGGCACGACUCCGAGUGUUGACUCCGACAUUUACAAGGGACCGAAGAUCUCGAACCAGAUGAUCGCUUAUGUGGAGCAAGCACAACGACAUGCCCGAGAGCUGCAGCCCAUUCAACGAAAUACCUUGACGAAGAUACAAUGGCGAGCGCUCAUGGAUCAACCCGACGAACUCAUUGCGAGAGAGCUCACCAGGAUAGACUGGAUCAUGUUCUCGUCAAUUAGGCCACGCGACUUGGUACGGCAUGUGUCGCUUUCGAAAGAGCAGAGACAAUUGUGCCGGAAUCUUGCCCACGUGGAACGCAUGAUCCAGCACUUCAACCAAAUCGCCUUCUGGGUUGCAAACUAUGUACUAUUACGCGACAAGCCCAAGCACCGUGUGCUCAUGCUUGAAAAGUUCAUGCGUGUAGCGCGGAAACUGCGAGAGCUGAACAACUAUAACGCGCUUGGGGCUGUGAUAGCAGGCGUGAAGUCUACCUCUGUACACCGACUAGUGGCGACACGAGAAAUGGUGCAGCCAGGAGUGGGCAAAGACUGGCUGAAGUUGGAGAUACUGAUGGCUCCAUCGCGAUCACAUUUUGCCUAUCGGCUGGCGUGGGAGAACAGCUCAGGUGAGCGUAUACCCUACCUGCCUCUACAUCGACGCGAUCUAGCGUCAGCUGAAGAAGGUAAUCGAACAUUCAUCGGUGACGAUGGGCGAAUCAACUGGAAGAAGUUUGAAAUCAUGGGCGAUGUCAUUGUCGGCUUGCAAAGAGCCCAAGGCAUGCCAUAUAAGAAUUUGGGAGGGCUGCAAGGGAAUCAGCAGGUCAAGGAACUCUUGCUCGAUGUCAAGCUUCUGAAAGACGAAGAUGAACUUUAUGAGCGCAGUACGCAGAUCGAGCCUCCUGCGAACGCCAGUGUUGGGCCAUCAGCCAAGUUCAAACAGUUUUUCCAACGAUGAUGGGGCAGAGACGAACACAAAUACCCAAAUUUAUCUGAAACGCAUGAGACGCGUGAUAUGAGCACCCCAUGGGGGCGCAACGAUGGAGCCAUGAUGUUGACGAGCGACGACACAAAGCUAUUUGAAACCUUCUACCCCCUUAAUGGACGCACUUGGCGCUGUUUGGCUGGCAAAGGAGGGGGCAUCGGGCUGUUGACGAACUGUGCAGAAAUAAAAAGUAUUGAGAAGAGACCAUGGAUCUGUUUUUGCUUUAGUUAGAUACCUCGAAUAGCCUCGCGGCGCAAAACUUUCGGUUCAAUGUAGUUGGUUGGAAAAAUAAAGAGCGGGGAGACGGAAACCCGGUCGUCAAAUUUCGGCAUUCUUGCUUCUUCAUGGUCGUAAAAAAAAAUCAAUGAAACGAUUGGGGACCAACAACAUGUUGACCGUGGACCACAGUCUAUAUAUUGAUGAAGAAGCUCUUCUCGCCUUCCUGUGGCUUUACCUCUGAUCUCUUCAGGAUGGGAUCGGCGGCUGACAAACGGAUCCUCUCACAACUGGCCGGACUGGUCAGGCUCAGCAACUCUUCGCAGCCAUGUUGCUUCCUAGCUGCCUUGAGCGCAUCUCUGAUGGCAAAGAAGACGGCAGAACCCAUAAAUAACGGUGGUUCUCCCACGCCUCGGGAUCGUUGAAUAGUUCUCAGAUUCUCCCAAUUCACAUCUUUCAAGAGGCUCACUCGAAAGUCUUGCGGGACAUCUCUGAAGCCAGGAAUCUUGUAGGCGCCGGGUCCUCGAGUGAAAAUCUGUCCACUGCCACGGUGCCACAAGGAUUCUUCCAUGGUGAAGAGUCCCAUACCUUGGACAAAAGCACCUUCGAUUUGUCCGUAGUCAAUAGCGGGAUUGAUCGACCGGCCCACAUCCAUUUUGAUGUCGGCUCGCUUGCACGUCCAAUCGCCUGUCAAUGUGUCGACUUCGACCUCAGCGGCUGCAAUGCCUUGCGUGAAGUAGAAGAACAUUUGGCCGGUGUUGGGUCCCCAUACGUAGCCGAUGUCUGGCGUCUUGUAGAACCCAUUUGCAGAAAGGUUGACACGAUCGAAAUACGCGGCGUGAGCCAGCUGUUUCAUGGUGGCAUCAGUGCCGAACUUCUCUCGGUAUGGGGCGAGGCGUUCGUUCAGCUGUUCACAAGCAUUCCAGAUGGCGUAGCCGUUGAGGUCUGACGACGCUGAGGCGGCAGUGGAGGAUGUGUUUGCCACAGUGUUUGUGGCAGUUUCCGAGAUGAAGACAUUGUCUUGUGGCACGUUCAGAGCCUCAGCUGCAAUCAUAGUCAUUUUGGUGUGGAGACCUUGACCCAUUUCUGUGCCUCCAUGUGCUACCAAAACGCUUCCGUCAUGGUAGAUGUGUACUAGAGCACCAGCCUGGUUGAGGAACAAAGCUGUGAAGGAGAUGCCGAAUUUGGUCGGGAUCAGAGCCAUUCCACGCUUCUUCCAUUUACUUUUCUCGUUGAAAGCAGCCACUUCUUUCUUUCGCCGCUCCCAGUCCGAUUCCUCUCGUAUUUGAUUCCACAUGAGCGGCACGUACCAAUCUUUCAGCUCCUGAUUGAAAUGUGUCUUCUCGCCAGACUUGUACAUGUUGAUUUCUCGAAGUCUCUCGACUGGGAUCUGGAGACGAUCUGCUACUUCCUCCAUGGCGGUCUCGAUGAUAAACAUACCCUGUGGACCACCGAAACCUCGAAAGGCAGAAUUCGAAACAGUGUUCGUCUUGCAGAUGCGUCCACGUACGAAAACGUUUGGAAAGUUGUACACGCCAUCCACGUGGCUGAGAGCACGAUCAACGACGGCAGCACUGAGAUCUUGUGACCAACCACCAUUAUUGUAGAUGUCAGCAUCGAGUGCUUGCAGCUUGCCAUCUUUGCUGACGCCAAUCUUCCAGUGAGACAAGAAGGGGUGUCUUUGUCCAGAUGUCUGAAUGUCUUCAUCGCGGUUCAACAUGCAACGUACAGGCCUGCCAACCUUUUUGGCUGCCGUCGCACAGAUUCCUGCGAGCUGUAUAGAUCGCGUCUCUUUGCCGCCAAAGCCGCCACCGAGACGCUUGACUCUAGAGACAAUCUUGUUCGCAGCUACGCCAGUGACUUGCGCAACGUAUGCCUGUGUCUCUGUGGGAUUUUGGGUCGAGCUGAAGAUCUCCAUCUCGCCGUCUUCGGGCUUGGGUACGGCCACACAUGCGUUGGUCUCCAAGUAGAAAUGUUCUUGGCCCCCCAUGCGAGCAACCCCACUGAAGACGUGAUCGGACUCUUCGAAAGCUUGGUCCACGUCUCCAUUCUUGAUGAAGUGAUAGUGGUCGAAAAAGCUGUUGGCCGCGAUGGCUUCCUCCAUUGUGAAGAUGGCAGGCAAAUCCUCAUACUCGACCUUAACCGCUCGCAUCCCUGCUUCCGCGAGCUUCGCCGAUGUCGCGAGGAUCAUACCUAUCGGCUGACCUGCUGUGAAUACCUCAUCCAACGCGAAGAACGUCUCAUCGCAAUUGGGUGCUCCCCACCAAUUGGCUUCAGGGUUCGGGAGAUCUCGAUGAUCAACGUAGUCCACGACGCCUGGAAGGUCCAGCGCCGCAGAAGCAUCGACGCUAACGAGUUUCGCAUGCGCUUUCGUGCUAAGCACAAGGCAGCCGUAAAGCUCGUCCUUUUGCACUGGAAUGUCAUCAGUAUACUGAGCUUCACCUGUCGACUGUUUCAUGGCGGCAACGUGUUCCGUUUCUUUCCCAAGAAUCUUCUUCUCAUAGGCUUUGCCUACUGUAUGGUCCUUUGUGCCCUUAGAUAUCUCGCGCUCAAUCUCCGCUAUACAAUCUUGGUCAAUAUCCACGCCCUCUGGAUUGAGCGCCGACAGUACUUCAUGAUAGAAUUUGUAAAAGAAGCCGAGUGCGAGGGAUUUUCGGUAGGUAGCCAUGCCUCCAGGCACACCGAAGCGCAGAUCAAAGUCUUGCUCUAGUGCAUUCAUGACGCCUUCUAGAGUAGCGGGAUCUGUGAACUUCUUGCCCUCCAAGUAGGUCAUGGCAUUUCUGGCAGCGAUCGUGACGGGGGCCAUUCCGCCGUACACUAGGCUCGAGUUCCUGACGUGGUUGGAAUCGUCAAGAAGGACGCGUAAAGCUGCAUUGACAAUCGCGAUGUCAUCGUCCUUUCGCUUGGCUUGCUUGUAGGCCCGCAUAUACUCCCCUUUUUCCUGGAACACUGGUAUCCUGAUGCUAGCAAUAAUCGCAUCUGGGGGCAGUGCGGUCUGUCGAUACGCUUUGAAGAAAUCUGACAUGGGUAUCUCGACGGUUUUGUCAAGUGACUUGGCGACAAUCGUCGAAUUAGUACCCAGAAAAACAGGGUUCAAAUCAGAGAUGGGAGAAGCAGUCGCAAGAUUACCCGCGGGUGUUCCGACAUUCCUGAUCUGGCGGCCAGCGAAGUAUUUUAUUUGCUUGUGAAUGGCCGCGAAAGGCUGACCUCGCGUCUGGCCAUAAUGCUUCGAGGCCUCUAGAGAGAGCUCUUCAAGGUCCGUUAGGGUAAUAUUACCCCCGACUUCAACGUGGUCGUCUUUCAUUUCGAAUUGGCGCAGCUCUGGAAUGUCUCCGACGAAGACAGAGACCGUAUACUGCAUGGCCUUGAACUUGACCUCGAUCUGGGUUUCUGUGCUGCCACCAAUAAUCUUAGCUGAAGGGUAGACGCUCUUGAUCUCGAGAAGCUGAUUCAACGUCACCGGUCGGAACCAUCGCUUUCGUUUGUUGCCAAAUGCUAAUGGUUUAUAUUCGUGCUUCUUCAAAGCUGGCGGGAAGAUCAGCUCAGUGUGAGGAUUGUACUCGAUGAAGCCGGGAGGUGUGAAUCGCUUGAUGGGUUGGUCGUCUGCCGGACCGGAUGGCCCCUUGCAACAACCACCCGCGCCAUUCUCGCUGCUCUUUUCGUCCAUACAGCAGCCCGAGCCCCCAUUGACUUUCGCCUUCGCACAGCCUCCUGUUGCACUAAACGUCUGGGCAGCAUCGAGAAUCGGUCGAUAGCCUGUGCACCGACACAAAUUGCCAUCGAAAGCUUCUUCGACCUCGACCUCUGAAGGUUGAUCGUUAUUACGCAGCAGAGCAUACAAGCUCAUGACUAUGCCAGGCGUACAGAAACCGCACUGGCUGCCAUUGCCUUUGGCAAUUCGUUCUUGAGCAGGGUGUGGUUUCUUCACUGAUCCUAUGCCUUCCACGGUAAUCACAUGCUUGCCAUCCACAGAGACCAGUGGCGCGAGACAGGCAUUGACGGAUGCGUGGUAGAUCUUCUUCGUUGUAGGAUUCCAUUGUGACACGACCACUGUGCAGGCGCCACAGCCACCCUCGGCACAGCCCAGCUUGGUGCCGGUCAAGCCAAUGCCUCGAAGGUACUCUAGGAGGGUUACUUCGGGGUCGGCCUCGUCCAGCACUACCUUUGUUCCGUUCAAGUAGAAGGUGACAGUGUCGUGGUAUUGCUCUGUGGUCGAGGCGAGGGCUUGCCGGGUGGCAGGCUCGACCGCAGGCGCUGGAUCAAGGCGACCCGGGGCCAUGAUGUACCGUCGUUCUCUCACGGCCGCCCUCGACGAGAAGUGGGUGGGUGCGGUGGAUGCGGUGGGUGGGUGUGCGUGUGUAUACGGAUACGUGGACGCUC